This is a messenger RNA of Branchiostoma belcheri (Belcher's lancelet), 417 nucleotides long. RefSeq names its product collagen alpha-1(I) chain-like. NCBI's taxonomy places the organism in Eukaryota, Metazoa, Chordata, Leptocardii, Amphioxiformes, Branchiostomatidae. The record is from RefSeq and is a predicted model, not a curated record. Bases 1 to 417 code for a protein of 138 amino acids. The transcript is spliced from 3 exons.
AUGCCGGGAGGGCAGCAGCAAUCCCAGACUUCUGAUACUGCAGGCGAAACGCCCACACAGCAGCCUCAGACAGAUUGGAGGUCACUUGCGGACGCGGCUGCAAAUAUACCAAACCUUAUGUACGGCACCAGAGCAGUGUCUGCUAGGCCUCAUGGAUCUCCCGGACAAAAGGGAGCGAUGGGCCCCCCUGGACCUCCCGGAGAAAAAGGAGCCAUUGGACCAGCUGGGCUCCCUGGUUCUCCAGGAAAAACAGGGCCCAUAGGGCCAGUUCGUCAUGGGCCUGCCUGGCCUCCUGGACCCACUGGCAAGACAGGUCCCCCUGGACCACCUGGUCAACCAAGAAGCUCAUUCUGCCCCACUGGACCACCUGGACAUUCUCAAACAUUCGAAGGACCUAAGUCACUUAAUGGUAAGUAG